Dictyostelium discoideum AX4 is the source of this 1257-nucleotide messenger RNA. RefSeq lists its product as hypothetical. NCBI's taxonomy places the organism in Eukaryota, Evosea, Eumycetozoa, Dictyosteliales, Dictyosteliaceae. The record is from RefSeq and is a predicted model, not a curated record. Bases 1 to 1257 code for a protein of 418 amino acids. The transcript is spliced from 4 exons.
AUGAUUAAUGGUUUUUGUUGUUGUCAUAGUGGUUUUAAUGAAAACAUUAAAAAUUUUAAAAUUUACAGCAAUAACAAUAACAACAACAAUAACAAUAAAAUUUAUUUAAUUUUAAUUUUAAUAUUAUCAAUUUAUAUUAAAGAUUGCAAUGGGCAGGUAAGACCAGAAUUACCAAGGAAUAGACCACCACCUAUUACAACAUUAGCAUGUAGUCUCAAUAGUUGUUCAGAACAAGGCGAACCAUGUAGUUUUAAUUUAUCAAGUGGUUCAAGUGGAUUUACAUGUUAUGUUGCAGAUCGUUGUAAAAAUGGGACAUGUGUACCAAGUUUACAACAGGGCGAAGUAUGUAUAGAUAGUGAUGAAUGUAAUUUAGGUUACUCAUGUGUUACAGAGUUAUCAAAUCUCUCAUUUACACUACCCAAUAAAACCAAAACUUGUGAACCUUCUUUCUUUUCUGAAUAUGGUGGCCCUUGUAGGCGUGCAACAGAUUGUUUAAAUAGUUUAGAUUGUAUUAAUGGUACUUGUAGUACUCCACUUUAUGGUUGUUUGUCUGAUUUAUCUUGUGAUAGAAAUUCAAUUUGUGUUAAUGCAACAUGUGUUUAUAGACCUUUAGGUGAAAAUGAAUGUUAUAUGUCAAGAUCAUUUGAUUGUAAAAAUACAUAUAAUCCAUGUACUUUAAGUAGUUUAAAUGUUUCAUCAAUAGGUGUUUGUUUAGAGUAUAUACCAUUGGGAAAUCCUUGUUUAACUACAAAAUAUUCUUGUGAUUGGAGAACUGGCCAGGUUUGUAGACCCCUAUUUCUUGGAUCAAUAGUUGGUAGAUGUGUAGUUGUACCAGAUGAUCCAAUUAUUUCAUGUGUAACAGCUUCAAAUUGUAGACCUUAUGAAUUUUGCAAAUGUGAUUCACAAUCUGGAGUUGGAUAUUGUGUAAAGAGAACAUUUUUCGCAGGGAAAUAUUGUAGACAAGCAUUUAUAUUAUUUCUUGACUGUUAUAGAACAACAAAUUGUACUCAACCAUUUUCAUUUAAUCCAACAUCAUGCAUAUUAAGAAGUCAUUGUAAAGAAUUGGCAAUUUGUGUUGCAUCAUUUUGUACUGAACCUUUAUUACCAAUUUCAUUAUGUGUGAGUAGAACUUGUGAAUUAUCAAUUUUUAAUGACUCUAGUGUUAGAACAAUACUUUCAUCUUCAUUUAAUGAUCAUAUUAUAAAACCUUGGAAAUAUUUUAAAAUAAUAUUAUUAUUUUUAUUUUUAAUUAUAUAA